Giardia duodenalis is the source of this 717-nucleotide messenger RNA. Its product is annotated as putative Parkin-co-regulated protein. NCBI's taxonomy places the organism in Eukaryota, Fornicata, Diplomonadida, Hexamitidae. The transcript has a single exon. The record is from RefSeq and is a predicted model, not a curated record. Bases 1 to 717 code for a protein of 238 amino acids. Gene Ontology annotation, molecular function: Hsp90 protein binding; Hsp70 protein binding.
AUGAAUGUUACACCUCCGCGAGCUUUUGAGAAGAAGAUGGAGCAGCAAGCGCCCAUGAAGCUUGUUCCAAAAAUUAAGCCGGGGACCAUAACGGCUCCGAAGCCGCGUCCAGGAAAGCGAACCAGCCCGUUUGAGAUUCGCGACAUGCCUCCAACAGAGUUUCGUCUCUACUAUAACCGCGGAGACAUCCCCGCGUCCAUCCAGCACGGAUCAUAUAAUAACCGCCUCCUUUGGAAGACUGAACUUCAUAAUUUAGAUUAUCAUCACUACCUUCCGCUCUUCUUCGAGGGCCUCCGUGAGCUUCAGUACCCAUACAACAUCGUUGCGGAGCAAGGGACGCGAGACCUUUUGAUGGCAGGGGGCCAGAGGAUAGUUCCAGUCAUCCCCCAGCUGAUCCUCCCCAUCAAGCAGGCUCUUGACACGCGCAAUGAGUUUAUUAUCUGCCGCGUUCUCCGAUGCCUGCAGCUUCUUGUAAGUUCGGACGAUCUGGUUGGCCCCGCGCUAGUGCCUUACUUCCGCCAGAUUCUCCCUGUGUUCAAUCUGUUCUACACGAGAAACAUAAACAUCGGUGACUCUAUUUACUAUGGUCAAAAGGAGAAUAACAAUAUCGGCGACCUUAUUAUGGAAACUCUGGAACUGUUUGAGAGGAAGGGUGGCUCGGAUGCACUCAUCAACAUACGGUACAUGGUCCCUCAGUACCAGUCCUGCAUCUUGUAA